AUGGCUGAUGAGUUUGAGAUCAAAGAUCUAAAGAAUCUAAAGUAUUUCCUUGGAAUGGAGGUAGCAAGAUCAAGGGAAGGGAUCUCUGUUUCACAAUGGAAAUACACUCUUGACCUGUUAAGCGAAACAGAUAUGACUGGAUGUAGACAUGUUGACACUCCUAUUGAAUUCAAUGCGAAACUGGGAGAUUCUAUUGAUAAAAUUCCUAUUGAUAAAGAGAGGUAUCAAUAUCUAGUGGGAAAGCUGAUUUACUUAUCUCAUACUAGACCAAAUAUUUCUUAUGUUGCUAGUGUUGUUAGUCGAUUUAUGCAUGCACCCUACGAAGAACAUAUGGAAGUUGUGAAUCGGAUCUUGAGAUAUUUGAAAAGCUCAUCAGAUAAAGGUCUGAUGUUCAGAAAAAAUGAUAGAAAAUGUAUUAAGGCUUAUACCGACUCUGAUUGGGAUAAUCUAAUUACUUGGAGAAGUAAGAAACAAAGUGUUGUUGCUAGAAGCAGUGCCGAAGCUGAAUACAGAACCAUGAGUUUGAGAAUCUAUGAAGAAAUUUGGUUGAAGAAAGUUCUGUCUGAUCUAUACUAA
Benincasa hispida (wax gourd) is the source of this 576-nucleotide messenger RNA. The record is from RefSeq and is a predicted model, not a curated record. NCBI's taxonomy places the organism in Eukaryota, Viridiplantae, Streptophyta, Magnoliopsida, Cucurbitales, Cucurbitaceae.